AUGUCUAUCAAGGAAGUCAGUAGAAACAAGUGCUUUGGCGGCCAUGUUGUCAAAUACGAGCAUCAUUCCGAAGAGCUCAAUUGCGACAUGAAGUUCAAUGUCUUUCUUCCCAAAGAAGCUUCAGAGCAAAAGGUGCCUGCCAUUUACUUUUUGUCUGGUUUGACGUGCACUGAAGACAACUUUAUCCAAAAGAGCGGUGCUAUGGCUGAAGCUGCCAAGUUUGGUAUUGCUUUGAUUGCUCCUGAUACCUCUCCUCGUGGUGUUAGCAUUGAAGGCGAUAGUGACUCAUGGGACUUUGGUACUGGUGCUGGUUUCUAUUUGGAUGCUACUGAACCCAAGUGGGCAAAUCAUUAUCGUAUGUACUCUUACAUUGUCAAGGAGUUGCCUCUUCUCGUCUAUGAACAAUUGCCUAUCGAUGAAUCUCGUGUAUCUGUCAUGGGUCAUUCUAUGGGCGGUCAUGGCGCAUUAACCAUUCACAUCAAAAACCCCACUCGAUUCAAGACAGCCUCUGCAUUUUCACCCAUUGCCAACCCUAUCAACUGUCCCUGGGGCCAAAAGGCUUUCUCCAACUACCUCGGAACUGACGACAAGGAAGCUUGGAAGAAAUACGACACUGUGGAAUUAUUAAAGACUCACAUGAAUGAGCGCUUGAACAUCCUUGUGGAUGUGGGUACUGCAGACGGAUUUUUGGAGAAGGAACUGCUCAUUGAUCAAUUGCAAAAGGCCACCAAAGACUUGGGCCGUGAAAGCGAGUUCACUAUUCGCUACCAAGAUGGCUAUGAUCACAGUUACUUUUUCAUUUCUACUUUUAUUGCUGAUCACAUCAAACAUCAUGCAACCAUUUUAAAGGCCUAA
Messenger RNA from Mucor velutinosus, 855 nucleotides. RefSeq lists its product as uncharacterized. Gene Ontology annotation, cellular component: cytosol. NCBI's taxonomy places the organism in Eukaryota, Fungi, Mucoromycota, Mucoromycetes, Mucorales, Mucoraceae. The transcript is spliced from 4 exons. Gene Ontology annotation, molecular function: S-formylglutathione hydrolase activity. The record is from RefSeq and is a predicted model, not a curated record. Bases 1 to 855 code for a protein of 284 amino acids. Gene Ontology annotation, biological process: formaldehyde catabolic process.